AAUAAUGAUGCCUUACGAAAUUCCAGUUAAAUGGCAGUGCAUCCUCGGUAGUUGAAAUCGCAGUUUUCCAGCGACAAAUAGUGAAAGCAAAGUGCUCAUGGUAUUAAAGCUCAACUACUUCUUUAGAUUAUUUUAAACAGGCACUCACGAGUGGCGUGUCUCACCUUGUUGGCUGUUUCGACGUAGGCGAAGCCAAGCACCAAGCCAUCUUCGUGGAUGUCGGCGACACGUUCUCGGUAGAGCAUCUCUUCGACUUCAUCAGGACUUCGUACCCUCAGCCACUGAGCAUAGUCGUCAGCUGUGCCGGCAUUCUCCACAUGGCACUUCUCGGCGACACCACAGAUGAGAUGUUCGACGAUGUCGUAAGGGUCAAUUUAAAGGGUACGUUCCUAAUCAACCGAGCGGCCGCACGAGAGAUGCUACGCCAGGAGAAGGCAAUGCCCCAUGGAGGCGCCGCAAUCCUGAACGUUGCCAGUAUCGCGGCCAAAGCUGGCAGAUCACGUUGCAGCGCUUACGCCGCUUCCAAAGCCGGAGUCGUGGCUCUGACGAAGUCGGCGGCUCAGGAACUGGCGAGCCAUGGCAUCCGCUGCAACGCAGUUCUUCCCGGUUGGACGGACACGCCCAUGACGGCUGCCCUAAGUCAAAAGCACGCAAACACUCCCGUAUCCCCAGGGCCCCGCCGAAGACCAGCCCAGCCGCGGGAGAUUGCCGAGGCUAUCACAUUUCUGUGCUCGCCAACUGCUAGCUCAUGCUUAACUGGCACAGCGCUUGAAGUCACCGGAGGAUUCGAUGCUUAGGUACAGACG
Molecule: messenger RNA, 806 nt
Organism: Rhipicephalus sanguineus (brown dog tick)
Lineage: Eukaryota; Metazoa; Arthropoda; Arachnida; Ixodida; Ixodidae
Product: estradiol 17-beta-dehydrogenase 8-like
Exons: 2
Coding region: 318-797 (159 amino acids)
Molecular function (GO): oxidoreductase activity
Source: RefSeq, a predicted model, not a curated record